Messenger RNA from Hyposmocoma kahamanoa, 2726 nucleotides. Its product is annotated as proton-coupled amino acid transporter-like protein pathetic. The coding region runs from base 95 to 1486 and encodes 463 amino acids. The transcript has 6 exons. Gene Ontology annotation, molecular function: amino acid transmembrane transporter activity. NCBI's taxonomy places the organism in Eukaryota, Metazoa, Arthropoda, Insecta, Lepidoptera, Cosmopterigidae. The record is from RefSeq and is a predicted model, not a curated record. Gene Ontology annotation, cellular component: vacuolar membrane. Gene Ontology annotation, biological process: amino acid transmembrane transport.
CCAAUGCUAAGUAUCGCUAAGUAUUGUUUUCGAUUUAAUGCCGAUAAGACGUAUGGAUUUUUGUAUACUUAAUUGAGAGCAUAUUUCAUUAAUAAUGAGCGAUGAAAAGCAACCGCUUCUCACAGGGCCGCCUACUCCUACAGAAAAUAAUGAAAUUCAAGCAGUGGAAUUAGUAACAGACCUUCCAAUACCAUCAGAAGAUAAUAAAAGUGAAUACCACCCAGCUUCGGAAAGAUGUUUAGAACACCCAACAUCGAAUUUCGAUACCUUAAUCCAUCUGCUAAAGGGCAAUAUUGGGACAGGUAUUCUGGCUAUGCCAGAUGCUUUUAAAAACGCUGGUCUACUAUUUGGUGUUUUCUGCACAUUAUUCAUAGGAGUACUGUGCACACAUUGUAUGCACAUACUGGUAAAGUGCUCGCACGAGCUGUGCAUUAGGAACCAAAGACCAGCACUCAGUUUCUCUGAGGUAGUAGAGGAUGCCUUUGCUACAGGACCAGUGUCUUUACGACCUUAUGCUAAGAAAAUGAAGAGUAUAGUCAAUGUUUUCCUGGUAAUAACACAAUUGGGAUUUUGCUGUGUAUACUUUUUGUUUGUGGCAACUAACCUUCAAGAGACGAUUCCCUUAUAUCGCGAGACACAUAUUGGGGUCUAUAGUUAUUUAGCUUUGCUAUUCCCAGCAAUGUUUGCGCUAGCUAUGUUAAAAAACUUAAAAUAUUUAACACCGGUUUCUCUAGUGGCAUCUGUAAUGACAGCUUGGGGGCUAGUGGUUACAUUUUAUUACAUCUUGCAAGAUCUCCCUCGUACAGAUUCAGUCAAAGCGUUUGCAAGUUGGCAGCAAUUGCCUCUGUAUUUUGGCACAGCUAUUUAUGCAUUUGAAGGAAUAGGAGUGGUUUUGCCACUUGAAAAUAACAUGAAAACCCCUGACGACUUUGGAGGCUGUACUGGUGUUCUUAAUACGGGGAUGGUGAUAGUAGCUGCUCUGUAUACAGCCAUAGGUUUUUUUGGCUUCUUAAAAUAUGGUGAUGAUGUACAUGGAAGUAUUACAUUAAAUUUGCCUAACGAUUUCCUUGCUCAAAGUGUCCGUACAAUGAUGGCAGCAGCUAUAUUCUUGUCGUAUGGACUUCAAUUUUAUGUACCUAUGAACAUCGUGUGGCCUUACGUAAAGUCAAAAUUAACAUCUGAAUGGGCACUUAAACACGGCGAAACCGUAACACGGUUUGUGCUCGUUUCCAUUACUUUUACGGCGGCAGCGCUCAUACCAAACUUGAGUGGUAUAAUUUCGCUUGUGGGUGCAUUCAGCAGCUCGGCACUCGCACUUAUUUUUCCACCGGCCAUUGAGAUAAUCACGUUCUGGCCUGAUAAGCUAGGCAAACACGAUUGGAAACUAUGGAAAGACAUUUUCAUAAUAAUUUUCGGGGUUACUGGCUUCGUUUUCGGUACCUACGCCAGUAUAGAAAAUAUAAUAAACCCCACAGAAAAUAUAUAAAAAUAGCCUAAUAACUUAAAAAGUAUAGACGAAUUGGAAAAGAAACCAAAGAUUUUGAAUACUAUUUUAAUAUACCUAAUCAUGACAAUAAUUGUAUGUAGUAAUUGUUAAACGUUUUUUUGUUAAAUAUUUACUGCUAAUCAGCUUUCUAAAGCUUGUUUUAGUUUAAGUUAGCUGAAAUACAUGGUAUUGUUGUAAAAAAUAUAAUUAUAUUGCGAUCAAGUUAUUCCCUACAUAUUUUAAGAUGCGUUUAGUAUUAAAUAAUGUCUAUGAUUUGUUUUGCUUUAAUACCUAUAAGAAACAUGUAAGUGUACAAGACUUUGCAACAGCAUUAAGGCUCAUCUUCAUGGUCGAGCUUCACCGAGAGUAAAUUUGACCUGUAGCCGUUCUUUUUCAGCUCGAAUUUGUGAUCUGAGACUUUAUUUCAGUAUUUUAAUUGCAGUUAUCAUUUAUUACAUUCCCGUGUAGGAAAAUGAAUAUUUUGUACCUGUUGGUAUUUUUUGCUUAUGUGAUUAUUAAUGUGAUUUUAACUGUAUACCUAUUAUUAUAUAAUUAAUUUCAUUUUGAAAAAUAUAUUUUUUGCUAUAUCGUUAAUUGUAGAUUUGUAGAUGUAUCCUAAAACAAUGUUUAUGAUUAUUAUAACUUCAAAUAAAACUAUUUUUCUAUUGUACUCUUGACUCACGAAUUUGAUAUCGAUUUUAUUGCUUCGUAAGUUUUUGUAAACCGAUCUAUAUCGUACAAAUUCGAUUUAUUCGGUUGCAUUUUGUAUCGUAUAAAAGAAAUCAAUUGACAACUAGGUGGAAUAGAAGUUUCGAUUUAUGUGCAACGAAAUCGGCCCUGAAAUUAAUCAACUAAGUAAUAGAUCUCAUCCAACUUAAAUCUCAAGCAUAUUUUAAACAUUAUACGAUAUCGAAUAAUUAUAAUAAUCAUGUUUUGUUAAUAAUAUUAUGUUUACGAAAUCGAUUUCGGUGUCAGAAAUAUAAACCCCAUACAUAUUGAAGUACACAUAUAGUCAAAAUGGUUAUUAUAGGUACAUAAAUAUUAAUACAACAUUGAAAAAUCUUACUCUUAAACUAAAUUUAUAUAAAAAUGUAUUAUAACUUAUACCAUAACUAGCGCUUAAAAUUUUGCGUAUUAUGUUGUUUAAAUUGUGUAUAUAAUGUACUUCUUUGAUUGCCUGAACGUAACGACUACGCAUAAAUGAAAAAAAAUAUAUUCAUUUAUUGUAAUUAUACCUGAC